Messenger RNA from Arabis nemorensis, 639 nucleotides. Lineage: Eukaryota; Viridiplantae; Streptophyta; Magnoliopsida; Brassicales; Brassicaceae. The record is from the annotation of a GenBank genome assembly.
AUGGCGUCAAGUCAGUGGACAAGGUCGGAAGAUAAGAUGUUUGAGCAAGCUUUGGUUCUUUUCCCUGAAGGAUCUCCAAAUCGGUGGGAGAGAAUCGCCGAUCAGCUUCAGAAAUCUGCUUGUGAAGUUAGGGAACAUUACGAAGCUUUGGUUCAUGAUGUUCUUGAGAUUGAUUCCGGUCGAGUUGAUGUACCGGAUUACAUAGAUGAACCGACCGCCGGUUGGGACUCGGCCGGUCAGAUCUCGUUUGGUUCUAAACACGGCGAGAGCGAACGGAAGCGUGGAACUCCUUGGACCGAAAACGAACACAAAUUGUUUUUGAUUGGAUUGAAGAGAUAUGGUAAAGGAGAUUGGAGGAGUAUAUCGAGGAACGUUGUUGUGACAAGGACACCGACACAAGUCGCGAGUCAUGCGCAGAAGUAUUUUCUUAGACAGAACUCGGUGAAGAAGGAGAGGAAAAGGUCGAGUAUACAUGAUAUAACUACGGUGGAUGCUAAUUUAGCCAUGCCUGGUUCGAACAUGGAGUGGACUGGGCAGAACGAGACUAGCCCUGUUCAGGCACAGCAGCAGAUUAUGCCGGAGUUCGGUCAGCAACUGACUAAUCCGGGACAUUUCGAGGAUUUCGGUUUUCGGAUGUGA